AUGAAACGACACAUGGACGUGAAUGUACCGUGUAAAGACCUUAACUUUGAGACAGAGGCCACCUGUCCCUAUGGCGUGCUGAACCCCCACGUUAGCGGCAAGCUUGCCUGGGACUUCAUCGUCAUGUUCUUGGUGCUCAUGGAUGCCACUGUCCUACCUUUUCAGCUAACGUUCAAGGGAAACCAGGAUGAGGACUCAUUCGACAUGGCCUGGCUGUGGAUUACCACCCUGGUUUUCGGCAUUGAUGUCGUCAUGUCUUUCAACACAGCGGUGGAAGCCACGGAGAAGGACCUGUACGUGGCACCAGGCAAGCUUAUCACGAGCCGGGCGAUAAUUGCGAAGAAGUACAUCCGAGGGUGGUUUGCCAUCGAUUUUGGAAGCACCGUCCCCUGGUCGCAGAUCGCAGAGGCCAUGACGGCAGGAGAGGGCUCCAGUUCUCAGCUGACGCGGCUGACGAAGGUGGUGAAGUUCGUCCGCCUCCUGCGGCUCAUGCGCAUGCUCCGCCUGGCCAAGCUUGGAGCCAUCUGGGAGCGGAUCGAGGCUCGGAUCGGGUCGAUCUUCUUCGUGCAGUGCGUGGCGCUGAUCCGCGUCCUCCUGGUGGUGAUCGGCAUUUGCCACUGGAAUGCCUGCAUAUUCUGGUUGGUGGGGCUGAAUCGGAAUUUGUUCACGGAACUCAUGAGCGACGAGGCCCAGGCAGAGUACGCUGCAGGGCCACACUGGACGACAGUCUGGCGGAUGACCGAGGCUCAGGCCGACGCCUGGCGAUGGGUGGACCGGCCGCUGUCCGAGUGCUACGCCGCCUGGCAAAGAUUUCAUGAAAUUUAA
Messenger RNA from Symbiodinium natans, 825 nucleotides. Lineage: Eukaryota; Dinophyceae; Suessiales; Symbiodiniaceae. The record is from the annotation of a GenBank genome assembly.